This is a messenger RNA of Pantherophis guttatus, 3572 nucleotides long. RefSeq names its product charged multivesicular body protein 7 (gene CHMP7). Gene Ontology annotation, biological process: vesicle budding from membrane; late endosome to vacuole transport via multivesicular body sorting pathway. Lineage: Eukaryota; Metazoa; Chordata; Lepidosauria; Squamata; Colubridae. Gene Ontology annotation, cellular component: multivesicular body; ESCRT III complex; cytoplasmic side of plasma membrane. The record is from RefSeq and is a predicted model, not a curated record.
UUAUCUCCGCGCGCAUGCGCUUUCCGCUGUCGGGAGAACGGCCGUUCAGGCGAAGGGUAGCUAGGCCGUGAGAAGCCGGGGACUCGCGUAGAUGUCUUCGCCGGAGGAGGCGCGGGUCGCGCCGGCCCCGGAAGGGGACCUGCCGCUAGAGUGGGAAACGGAUGAAGAACGCAUGGCGUUUCUAUUCUCGGCUUUUAAACAGAGCCGGGAGGUUAACGCCACCGAGUGGGACAGCAAGAUGGGCUUUUGGAGCGAGCUGGUGUUGAAAUGGGGAAGGCGGAAAGGAGGGAUCUGCACCUGCCUGAGGGAGCUCCAGCAGGCUUUCGAGCGCCGGGGGAGCGUCCCCCUCAGCCUGGGCACCGUCCUCCGAGAGCUGCUCAGACGGGGCAAACUGCAAAGAGAGUCUGAUUUCAUGGCCAGUGUGGACAGUAGCUGGAUCUCCUGGGGUGUGGGAGUUUUCAUUUUGAAACCCCUGAAGUGGACUUUGUCUAGCGUAUUAGGUGACAGCAAAAUGCCAGAGGAAGAGGAGGUCCUGAUUUACGUGGAGAUUCUCAAGGAGAAGGCAGAAGAAGUCUACAAUCUCUACCAGAAUUCCACACUUUCAUCCCAUCCUAUUGUUGGUUUGUCUGAGCUGCGUUCCCUAUGCACCAGCAUCUGUCCAGAUGAACGGACAUUUUGUCUGGUGCUGCUCCAAUUGCAGAAGGAAAAGAGGGUCACUGUCCUGGAACAGAAUGGUAAUAAGAUAAUGAAAUUCGCCCGAGGGCUUCAUGCAAAAGUCUCUCCAAUGAAUGAUGUAGACAUUGGGGUUUAUCAGUUGAUGCAGAGUGAACAGCUGUUGUCACAGAAAGUGGAAUCUCUGGCACAGGAAGUAGAGAGAUGUAAAGAGGAAGCUCGGAGUGCCUGCAAAGCUGGGAAGAAGCAACAGGCUCUGAGAUCUUUGAAGUCCAGAAAAAGAGUAGAAAGACGCAUUGCAGAGCUUCAUUCCAAGUUGGACGUGGUGCAAGGCAUCCUAGAUCGGAUAUAUGCCUCUCAGACAGAUCAAAUGGUAUUUAAUGCUUACCAGGCUGGACUUGGAGCGCUGAAGUUGUCCAUGAAAGAUGUAACUGUGGAAAAGGCAGAGAGCCUCGUGGAUCAGAUUCAAGAGCUCUGCGAUACCCAGGAUGAAGUAGCUCAGACUUUAGCAGGCGUGGCGAUCAAUGGCUCAGAAGCUGAUACAGAGGAACUUGAAAGAGAAUUGGACAAUCUUCUCCUGGACCCUCCAAAAAGACAGUCAUCCCUGCCUUCUGUUCCACCAAAGCCACUGUCUCCAGCUUCUGUAGGACUUCCCAGCUUCACAGAUGCUGAGCUUGAAGCUGAGCUGGAGAAACUCACUUAUUCAGAUGGAGAAUUGGCACAAAAGACUGAUCGGAAGGCCUCUGAUCGCCAAAGAGUUCUGGAGCUGCAUCUUUAAUGACUCAACAUCCCGCUUUGUGCUGUGAAGUUGUCUUUAACUUUGCUGAUCAUAAUUCCGAAAAUAACUUGUUGGAACAUGAGUCUUAGUAACUCUUGUUAGACUGCACUUUUCUAACAGGCAGGAAACUCUGCCACGACAAUCCAAUCCUUUCCACAGAAAAUUGCUCUGUUGUCAUCUUUUUUUCCCCCCAGUGCCAAAUUAACACAGUGUCUCUUCGGUUGAUUUGCUCACCUGUAUUGCCACUCACGGUUGCUCGUUCUCUGGCAAGUUGGCGCCUUGCUGAGCCUAACGUUGUUCCACACAUUCUGAGGAUUUCUUUGCCACUUAACGGAACUCCCACCUUGCGAUAACUUGAAAGGCAAUGAAGUCACACUCUGUCUGGCAUCCCACUGUUUUGUGCAGUUGCGCAAAACGUUUAGUGGAUGCGCUAGAUGCUGACUUUGAUAGCAGCGCACUGCGCUUGGCAGCAAGUAGACACAUAUAUAUAUACAUGGAUGAUUUUUCUAUAUUUCUUCUUUGUAUUUGCACGGUUGUGGAUAACCUAGGUUGAGGUCUUGACAGUUUUAGAAUUUGUUUUGUUACACAGGUAUGAAGCAUCUGCCGACGCAAAAUUCAGCUUACUUCAAGACUGACUUCGCCUUAAAGGAAGUGGCAGAGCUUUUCAACAUGAGGCCGUUUAUUCUUGUUGCUGCUGCUUGAAGAUGAUGUUUAAAACAUGUUCAGUUUAUCUGCAAAGACAGCCAUUCACAUUGCCUUCUUGUUAGGAAGAACUCUCUUCACUAGGAGAUUUACUAGGACAAGUGAUGGCGAACCUUUUUGGCACCAAGUGCCGAAAAGAUCGCGCGGAAAUAUGCGUGUGCGUGUGUGCUCGUCGGGGCCGCUCUCCGGGAAAGCUGAACUUCCGGGUUCUAGCGCACCUGCGCACCUGAUGAUCAGCUGGCUGGGGCGCAUGCACAUGCCGGUUUUCAGCACUGUCGCACACGCGAAGGGAUCGUGCUCCGGAAAAGCCGAACUUCCAGGUUCUGGCGCACAUACGCACCCAACAAUCAGCUGGCAGGCAUGCAUGCGCACACUGGUUUUCAGCACUGCCAUGCACACAAAGGACAGCUGAUAGUCCCACGCACAUGCGUGCCAGAAACCCGGAAGACAAACAGGCAAGGCUGCGUGUGCUGAGCGACAUGGCUUCACGUGCCACUUUGGCCACGCGUGCCAUAGGCUCCCCAUCACUGUACUAGGAGAUUUAAGCAACUAGGAGAUUUUAAGUUAUUCUCUUGAAUCAGAAAUGCACAGAGGGGUUGGUUAACCUAACCUCUUAAUGUCUAAGAGAGUCUUCAGUCACACGUCCUGGAAUAAGGUUUAAACAAUGGCAGGGAUUUGGAUCGCUGUCCCAGCGCCAUUCAUAAUCAUGGUGGAGAACGUUGCCAUUUCCCGACAUCUCGAGACAUUAAUUUAAAAUGAUGGAAGAGCUGCUGAAUCAAAUCAGGCUUAGACCUGCCAGAGAUGGCUUGCAAUGAUCGUCUCUCUUUUUUCAGAAAACUUCCUGAGAAAGCCCCUCUGUGUACAUCAGGGCAGAAGUUUAUUAUUAUUAUUAUUAUUAUUAUUAUUUUAAUGACAAUAUAGAAACCAGCAGCAGAAACUGCCCACAGAAACUGACUGAAGCAAAGCUGGUGAUUGACUUGUGUAUCGGCACCUGCCGGAAUAAUUUUGGGGGGAAUGGGGUUGGGGUGGGGAAAAGAGAUGAACAAAUUUCUGCUGUUCAUAAACUCAUUUGAGAAUUGUUUUUGCUUUUGUUCUCUGAAGCUAGCUUUGAUUUAGACUGUGUGAUGGGAGGCAUUUUGUCAAGGAAGACAUCUGCUAAAAUUGGAAAAAACGGACAAUUGUAAAUUCGUGUCAGGGCAUGCCCCCAAAGUUCACUACAAAACAUAUUUUCUUCUCCCCCCCACGCCGGUGAAUCGUAUGCCACAUGUUUAAACAAAAUUCAAGGAUUGUGUUUACGUUACUUUAAGGGCAUUGUGCUUGAUUGGUUUAGAAAGGAGAGGGAGGGAAAAUGUCUCCCCCCCCACCACCACCUUUAUUAUUAUUCUUUUUUUUCCAAACAAUACAAUAAAGGAGUGAAAAG